AUGACCCAUAAAUAUAAGCAUACUAACCGAUUAGAACGCAACUACCCUCAUAUUGAUAUAAACCAUCUACAAUCAAUCAACAAACCAACAAUCAUCAAGACCUCAAAGAAUUGGGUCCUACCUCCAAGACCAAGACCUGGUAGAAAACCAACUACACAAUCCAAUACACAAUCCCAAUCAUCAACAUCAUCAACAACUACAACAUUUCAACCGCAACAAGCUCAACCUCAACCUCAACAACCGAAAAAAACCAAAAAGAAAGAUGUUUCAAUUCAAAAUGCAUUGAAAAAGAUUCAAGAUGAAAAUCAAUCCUUAAAAUUAGAAUUAUCAAAAUUAGUAUCAGAUUUGAAAACUCUUCAAUCUGAAACUUCCCAAUUUGAAACUUCAAAUUCUUCAUCAUCAUCAUCACCAAAUUCAUUACAUAAAAAGAGAAACCAUUUAGAAAUGGAGGAUGAAUUAACUUCAUAUAAAUCAUUAUCAUUAUUUGAUGAAUCUGAUGAUGAUAAUUCUUCACAAAUCUCCACUCCAAGUUUGAUGUCAAAUAGUUCAAGUUCAAUAGGCUCAACUUUAUCAAGUGUUCCUGAAGAUGAUGUCUUGAAGAUUGAAGAUUUUUUAAAUCUAAGUUAUUUUGAAAAUUCCACAAAUGGUACAAUUUCAAUUCCUCCUACUUCACAACCUUCAAAGAAACCAAUUAUGGGGUUUAAGAAAAACGAACAACAUGAAAAUAUUGAGUUUCAAUUCUUAAAAGAUCAAGGUGUGUUUAAAGGUGACAAAGAUUUGUUUUUAGAAGUUGGAAACAAUAUCGAACAAGAAAUUAUUGAAUGGUGA
Molecule: messenger RNA, 828 nt
Organism: Hansenula anomala
Lineage: Eukaryota; Fungi; Ascomycota; Saccharomycetes; Phaffomycetales; Wickerhamomycetaceae
Product: transcription factor HAP4
Exons: 1
Coding region: 1-828 (275 amino acids)
Biological process (GO): regulation of DNA-templated transcription
Cellular component (GO): nucleus
Source: RefSeq, a predicted model, not a curated record